Messenger RNA from Aplysia californica (California sea hare), 1558 nucleotides. Its product is annotated as cytochrome P450 3A41. The record is from RefSeq and is a predicted model, not a curated record. Lineage: Eukaryota; Metazoa; Mollusca; Gastropoda; Aplysiida; Aplysiidae. The transcript is spliced from 4 exons. Bases 1 to 1101 code for a protein of 366 amino acids. Gene Ontology annotation, molecular function: oxidoreductase activity, acting on paired donors, with incorporation or reduction of molecular oxygen; heme binding; steroid hydroxylase activity.
AUGUCACAUCUAGAACCUACUUACCUUUUCCCCUCCACAGAUGAACAUUGGAAAAACAUCCGCACCACCGUCAGCCCAACGUUCAACACGGUCCGGCUAAGGCGGAUGUACGGACACAUUGAGAGCAACACCAGACGUCUGUUGGAUCACUUGAAGAAGAAACAGGAGAGAAACGAGCCGGUGGAGCUGAAGGAGGUCCUGUCUCUCUUCACCAUGGAUGUCAUCGCCAGCACGGGCUUCGGGGUGCACACCAACUCUCUCGAGGACCCGAAUAACCAGUUCAUCAAAGAAUCCGAGAGAAUCGUGGCCAGCAUAGGGCGAAUCUUUUUGAUCAGCACUUUCUUAGGUUUCCUCAAGCCUGUCCUGACAUUUUUUGGAAUAGCGAGCAUGCCUCGGGUGUCUCUGGACUUUUUCUCUCGUUUCGUCGACGUGGUCAUUCAGGAGAGGAAGCACGAGGGCUCUGGGGCGGGUUCGAAGAGGCACGACUUUCUCCAGCUGAUGAUGGAGGCGGGAGAAGACAAGCCGGGACAGGAAAACGACAACAGGACAGAGGAAGAGGCAACAGCGCUCAACAAUCGCAGCAGGAGCAAGCCAGGGCUCAGCCCAGGCGACAUGAAGGGACAAGCCAUCAUCUUCACCAUGGCCGGCUACGAGACAGUGUCUAGCGCCAUGACCUUCACCUUGUUCCUCCUGGCCAUGAACCCAGAGUGUCUCCACAAAGCACAGACGGAAGUGGACGAAGUUCUGGGCGGAAAGUUCCCGGAUUACGACGACAUACAGUCUCUGAAGUACUUGGACAUGUGUCUCAACGAAGCUAUCAGGAUGUUUCCGCCUGGGUUCCUGAUUGACCGCAAAUGCAACGCCGAUGUUGAGAUACAGGGGGUUCGAAUCCCGAAGGGGGUGACCGUUUUGUUUCCAAUGGGUCCCCGCAACUGUGUGGGAAUGAGACUGGCCCUGCUGGAAACAAAAGUUGCAGUGGCGGCCAUCUUGCAGAAGUUUAGCCUAGUCCGCUGCCAACAGUCAAAGUACCCCGUGGUUCUCGAGCAGUUUCGGAUGGCGGCUAAGGACGGUGCCUGGGUCAAACUGGAAUCACGGGCAUAAAGACCCUCACAAGUUGAAAUUUCAACUAAAAGAGAGUCUACAAUUUUCCUUUUUUUGAUAUUAAACCCGCAGGGGCGAAGGCUGACUUGUUUGACAGGGUAAUCAAAGUGAGACAAAGAACCAGACACAGAUCCCACAAUGGGAACACCAGUAGCAAAACUUCUUAUUGGAGGUGGAUUCACUGAAAUGUGAAUGAAAUCAAACCCUGAAUUCGUGUUGCAUGUUGCCCCGCCAAAGUAUUGUAAGAUCUAGAGAAAAUGUGUCAUUGACUAAUGUCUAUUCCCACUUUGAGCAAAACGUAAUAAUAACUUUUAAACGUGCGGUGGGAAUAGUAGUCUCAAGAUUUUUUAACAGUGAAUGUAACUAAAGAUGUGACUACACAAACAGAAGUCAAAGAAGCAAAGAUGACAAUACAAAAAAUAUAUUAUUAAUUUUGUUUCAAAUAGGGUGUCUUUUC